AAUACAACAUAUUAAAAAAGGUUUCUAGUGUCCACGACAGAAAACACUCGCUGCAGGGUUGCAUACAUUUCAGCAGGUGCACACGCAGGUUUGCCCCUGCGUCAACUUUCGGAGGAGGGGCGUGAGACCACACCCUAAACCUUAUGUCUACAACCUGUCAAGGUGGGUGUGUCCCGAUACUUCGAAGGUUUGAUGACACGGAGCCGGCUGCCUCACACGCAGAGUAGAUAGCCAUGGGGAAGACAGGUGGAAGAGGCGACUUUGAAUGGGUCUACACUGACCAGCCGCACACUUCAAGAAGAAAGGAAAUUCUGGCCAAAUAUCCACAGAUCAAGUCUCUGAUGGGUCCAGACCCCCAGUUGAAGUGGGUGGUAUCGGGCAUGGUCCUAACCCAAUUCCUGGCCUGCUUCCUGGUCCACGACCUCUCCUGGAAAUGGAUCUUCUUCUGGGCCUAUGCAUUUGGAGGCUGUAUUAAUCACUCCCUGACGCUGGCUAUCCACGACAUCUCCCACAACGUGGCUUUUGGUAACAAACUGGCAAAAUGGAACCGCUGGUUCGCCAUGUGGGCCAACCUACCCAUCGGGCUGCCCUACUCUGCCGCCUUCAAAAAGUACCACAUCGACCACCACCGGUAUCUUGGAGGGGACCAGCUUGAUGUUGACAUACCUACAGACUUGGAGGGAUGGUUCUUCUGCACCCCAGCCAGGAAGAUCCUCUGGCUCUUCCUCCAGCCAUUAUUCUACGCCCUGCGCCCAUUAGUGGUCAACCCAAAGCCAGUGGGUCGGCUUGAGGUCCAGAAUGCAAUGGUUCAGCUUGUAGUAGACCUAAUUAUCUACUAUUUAUGGGGGGUGAAGCCCAUCGUUUACCUCAUUGCAGGAUCUAUCUUGGGUAUGGGACUGCAUCCGAUCUCUGGACAUUUCAUAGCUGAGCACUACAUGUUCCUUAAAGGACACGAGACAUAUUCCUACUAUGGAGCGUUGAACUUGAUUACCUUCAAUGUUGGGUAUCACAUGGAGCACCACGACUUUCCCAGCAUACCCGGCAGUAAACUACCUCAGGUGAAGGAAAUCGCAGCCGAGUAUUACGACUCCCUGCCUCAACACACUUCCUGGAGCCGUGUAUUGUGGGACUUUGUGUUUGACGACAGCAUCGGGCCCUAUUCCAGAAUCAAACGGGAGUACAAGCUGAGCAAACAGGAAUAGAUCUCCGAUUAAUUGAUUGAUCUGCUAAGCAAGAAUGUGAAUUGUAGUUGUCAGACGUCGGCUAACCACAACAAAAAGUUGACAUGCUCUCUAGUUUUGUUGCAUAGUAAGCCCAAUAACAUGUUUGACAUUGUCAUCUAAUCAGUGCUGCACUCGUGUUACUAUAAGGCAAUGUGCACAUUUCAGCUGCAUAUUUUACACAAAUGAGAUUUCACCUCAUAUGACUGGAUGUUAUUUAUUCAUGCUUGUUCAUCCUGCUAUAAAAAGACAGCCAGUGUCA
Messenger RNA from Neolamprologus brichardi, 1482 nucleotides. The record is from RefSeq and is a predicted model, not a curated record. NCBI's taxonomy places the organism in Eukaryota, Metazoa, Chordata, Actinopteri, Cichliformes, Cichlidae.